UCUCUCUCAUCUCUCAAACUCGUCUCUUUCUCUCUUGGUUCAGAAAAGACGAAGAAAACACUCUGAAAUAUUUCUAAUCAAAUUACAUAUUUACAUAUACGUCUGCAUACGUGCAAAUUGUGCAUACAUUGUUUCGCGCGAAGCUGGGAUUAACUGUCUUCUGCUUCUUCAUACGCCCAAUGAUUUUUUUGAUGAUAGGAUAAUUUGGCGGUGAUCACCGUAGAGGGUUUGUUGGAUCGCAAAAUUCUUUCCAAUUUGAGUAAAUAAAGCGUGAUUGUUGAAGAUUUUUUACAAUUAGAGAGCAGCGAUAGUUAGCGGAUUGGGAUGAAGAGGUCUAGAGAUGAUGUGUUCUUGACUUCUCAAAUCAAGCAACCCGCCUUUUCUCCUGGCGUCGAGCAAUCUGGGCAAGUCCAAUUGUCAACUGCAAGCAGCGCCCAGGGGCUGACAACAACGGAUGCCUUUUCAUAUCUCAAAUACAUAAAGGAGGUUUUUCAAGACAACAAGGAUAAAUAUGGAGAAUUUCUUGAUGUCAUGAGAGACUUUAAAUCUCAAAGAAUUGAUACAUCCGAUGUCAUAUUGAGAGUGAAAGAGUUAUUUAAAGGUAACCGGGACCUCAUUUUGGGUUUCAAUACCUUUUUGCCUAAGGGACAUGAGAUCAUCCUCCCACCAGAGGAUGAACCAUAUCUUAAAAAGAAGCCUAUAAACUUUGACGAAGCAAUCAGUUUUGUUACCAAAAUCAAGACUAGAUUCCGAGGUAAAGAUCAUGUGUACAAAGCUUUCCUUGGGACUUUGAAUAUGUGCAGAAAGGAAGAUAAGUCUUUGACAGAGGUUUAUCAAGAGGUUUCUGUUCUUUUUCAGGGCCACGAUGACCUUCUUGUCGAUUUUACUCAUUUCCUACCUGAUACUUCGAGUGCGCCCUCUGUUCACAAUGCACAGUCUGGUAGGAACCACAACCUACUUGGAGAUGAUAGAGGCUCUCUGAUGACCAUAACAAGGCCUGCACGUGUUGAAAAGAAGCCUGCAGUUUGUGAUGGGCUUGUCAAUCAUUAUGACCUCGAACAGUUCGAAAAGGACAAGGAAAAGGGAGAAGACAGACUAAAAAAUGAGUGGGAACAUGAUGAGAGCUUAGGUCACAGAAGAAAAUCUUCUCGCCGAGAUGAUUGUGCCAUUAACCAGUUUCCCCGAGGGAUGCUGGAAAUGGAGGCAGAAUUCCGUGAUAAAGUGAAAGAUCGAUUACGUGAUACUGAUAUUGCUGAGAAAUUUUUAGACUGCAUUCGCUCCUUUAAAAGCAAGAUUGCCACUGCAGCUCAGUUCCGGAUACUGGUGAGUAGCUUGCUUGGAACAGAUACAUAUGUUACAGAGGCAUGUGACAAUUUUGUAACUUACGUUGAGAGGAAUGCUUCAGGAAGCUUGCAGAACUCUAAACAAGUUUUUAGAUUUUUAAAGCACGAAAGAGAUGGAGAUGAUCAUGACUGGGAAGACCGAGAGAAAAGAAAAGAUUAUGAAAUUAGAGAAAGGGAUAGAUGUGAUAGAGGUCUUGCCUCAAACACUAAAGAUGUCAAGCUACCUUCUUAUGCAAGUAAAGAGAAGUUUAUGUCAAAACCCAUUCAAGAUCUCGAUCUCUCUAAUUGUGAGAGCUGCACUCCUAGUUAUAAACUUCUUCCAGAAAAUUUUCCAGUUCCAACAGCGAGCUGGAGAACAAAGAUUGGUGAUGAAGUACUGAAUGACCGUUGGGUAUCCGUCACUUCAGGAAGUGAAGAUUACUCAUUCAAACAUAUGCAGAAAAAUCAGUAUGAAGAAAUCUUAUCCCGAUGUGAGGAUGAUAGGUUUGAACUCGACAUGUUGUUGGAUUCGGUAAAUGCAACAGCCAAGCGUGUUGAAGAACUCUUAGACAGUAUGAAUGCUCAUACAAAUAAAAUGGAAAGUUCAGUUUGUAUUGAAUAUCGCCUGUCAGCAAUUCACCUGCGAUGUAUUGAACGUUUAUACGGUGACCAUGGGCUAGAUGUAAUGGAUGUAUUAAAGAAAAAUGCACCUCUAGCCCUGCCAGUUAUUUUAACCCGGUUGAAGCAGAAACAAGAAGAAUGGGCAAGCUGUCAUGCUGAUUUUAACAAAGUUUGGGCUGAAAUUUGUUCUAAGAACUACCAUAAGUCACUUGAUUACAGGAGCUUCUACUUCAAACAGCAGGAUACAAAGAACUUGACCGCCAAAGCAUUGUUAGCUGAUAUCAAAGAGAUGAGCGAAAAAAAUCAGACUGAAGAUGAAAUGGUCCUCUCUAUUAUUGCUGCUGCGUAUACACAGCCCACUAAACCUGAUAUGGAGUUCGAUUAUCCUGAUCUGGAUAUCCAAGAUGAUAUAUAUCAGCUUGUGAAAUAUUCUUGCAAAGAAGUUUGUACACCUGAACAACGUGACAAAGUCAUGAAGAUCUGGACAGCCUUCAUUGAGCCUUUGCUUUGUGUUCCUUCCCGUCCUCCCAGUGCAGAGGACGAAAAAUAUGUUGUUAAGGCUAACAAUCAUACAAAGCAAAACUUGAACCAAAUUGGUCCCGAGAAUAGAAGUACUGCCGAUGAGGUUGCUUACUACGAACCUGCAGAAAUAUCAAAAGGUGGUCAACCAGAGAAUUCCUUUUGCAGCGGGGUGCAAGACACACACAAUACUAAUGGGGAUAUUAGUGAUGAUUCUCAUGGUGCAUAUAAAUUUGCCAGUAAGAGUGGUAUAUUAUGCAAGGCAUCUCCAGUUUCUCUGCAAGAAAAUGACAUGAAUGUGGAAACAUUGAAGGCCGGCCAUGCAAAUGCAGAUCGUGGGGUAGCAGUGUCUCCUAGUCGAGAAAUCCAGAAUGAUGCCAUCACAAAACUCACUUCAUGUUCAACUGCGAUGGAUGUGGAAGAGGUCAAGGUUCAGAAGCAUCACGAAGAAAAUGAAAGUAGCAGUAAAGGUGAGCGGGAAGAGGGCGAAUUAUCUCCCAAUGGAAUUUUAGAGGAGAACGUGUUUGCCAACACCAAAGUGGAGCAGACUCUCUGCAAAAGUGAUCCUAAUGCUAUGGAAAUGGGAGCAGCAGUAGAAAUGUGUAUCAAGGAAGCUGGAGAAGAAACUGAUGCUAAUGCUGAUAAUGAAGGCGAGGAAAGUACUCGGGUCUCAUCAAAAAGUGAACAUGGCAAUGAUUCAAGAAGUGAGUCUGCAAAUGGAGAAGAGUCCUCUCCUGAAGAACCUGAUAAUGAUGCAGACCAUGAUAAGAAAGCUGAGAGUGAUGGCAUGGAGGCAGACUGUAUGGAAGAUGUCAAUGACACUGAAGGAGCAAUACCCAUACCUGAUAAUCUUUUAUGGGCAAAGCCUAUCAGAGUGUACAUCCCUAGUGCAUUAAAAUGCAAAGAAAAGUAUUCUCAUGUCUUCUAUGGAAAUGAUUCGCUCUAUUUGUUUUUCAGGCUUCAUCAGAUAUUGUAUGAAAGAAUGCAGACUGCCAAGUUGCACUCUUCAUCUCCUGACAAUAAAUGGAGGGUUUCAAAUGAUGGGAAUUCGGAGGAUUCGUAUGCUAGAUUUAAGGAUGCGCUACACAGUUUGCUAAGUGGAUCCUCUGAUAACGCGAAGUUUGAGGAUGACUGUCGAGCUCUAGUUGGUUCUCAAUCCUACAUCCUUUUUACGAUGGACAAGCUGAUACAUAAACUUGUCAAACAGCUACAAUUCAUUGCAACUGAGGAGACAGAAAAUAAACUCCUCCAACUCUAUUUCUAUGAAAAAACAAGAAGUCCCGAAUCAUUUUCUGAUGCAGUGUACUAUAACAAUGCCCAAUUUCUUUUUCCAGAUGAUAACUUGUACCGAAUGGAGUUUUUGCCUGGCUCAAUGCGUUUGACCAUACAGUUGAUGAAAAAUGAGCUCUAUAAACUCGACCCAGCAGCCAACUCCAUAGACCCCAAAUUCAUGUCUUACUUGAACGAUGAAUUCCUGGCCAUUCCCGAAAGUAACAAAAAUCCCGGGGUAUUCUUGAAGAGGAACAAAAAGCUAUACUCAAGCGGAGACGAAUAUUCUGAUACGUGCAAAGCCAUGGAAGGACUUUUAUUUCAAAAUGGUGUAGAGAUGAGGGUGAACUGUAGCUCAUUGAAGGUCUCAUACGUUUUGGGCACGGAAGAUUUCUUGUAUCGGCCAAAGAAGAGGAGGAAGGCUCUGUAUGGACAUGAGCAGUUGCCAAUGCAAGGAGAAACGAUGCAAGUUGAUGCUUAGAAGUAGUCAGUCACCAUUCACCAACAACAAGUGGGCUAAACUUCCCUGUAAGUGUAGCAGAAUGCAGUGAGACUGAGCUCUUCAAUUAAUAAAGGUGAAUUGAUGAAAACUCGAGUUAUUUAAAAUAAAGAAUAUUUAUCCUUUCGCAUCUGUGUUUACUAUACUUUUAAUGAAGUCAAUAAACUGUUUUUACUUCA
This is a messenger RNA of Salvia hispanica, 4409 nucleotides long. RefSeq names its product paired amphipathic helix protein Sin3-like 3. The record is from RefSeq and is a predicted model, not a curated record. Gene Ontology annotation, cellular component: histone deacetylase complex; chromatin. Lineage: Eukaryota; Viridiplantae; Streptophyta; Magnoliopsida; Lamiales; Lamiaceae. Gene Ontology annotation, molecular function: transcription corepressor activity. Gene Ontology annotation, biological process: negative regulation of transcription by RNA polymerase II.